AUGUCGAAGUUUCACCGUUCUCUUUACCUUCUUCUGCCAACGCUUUGCACAGCCGCCUUCCCUGCCAUUGACAGUGACCUGAUUAAGAAAGCCCAGACUGGAGAAUGGAUUCUUUUAAACGACGACGACGAUACAAUGAUAAAGAUUGUGCCAUCGCUAAAGGUUUUCGGCAAGCCUGGCUCGUUCUCAUUCGAAGAGGCUGAACGGUUUUGUGAGAGCGAUCGUGGGCACUUAGUCUCCUUUCGAUCACAUGCGGAAGAAGAAUUCAUAAGAGGUCUUAGGAGUUGCCUUAUCAACCUAAUCAGCAUGAAACCUCCAGAAUUUUGGCUUCGGCCACACCCAAUUCCUUCCAUCUUGAAUAAUAUAUAG
Molecule: messenger RNA, 369 nt
Organism: Cooperia oncophora
Lineage: Eukaryota; Metazoa; Nematoda; Chromadorea; Rhabditida; Trichostrongylidae
Source: the annotation of a GenBank genome assembly